ACAAACGGAGAGCGUCGGCUGCUCUGUGCAAGAAUGGAAAGGAAGAUGGAGGAGAACCCCGUGAGAGACGCCGAGACUGGCAAUGAAGCUGGAGGUGAGGAGGCCUUGGUGGGUAAUGUCAACAAGCUGACAGUGACCGCACCAGGGUACUCAGGAUCUCCAAGAAAAGGACAUCUGGUUUUUGAUGCUUGCUUCGAGAGUGGGAACCUUGGCCGUGUUGACUACAUCAGUGAAUUUGAGUUUGACCUUUUCAUCCGGCCUGACACCUGCAAUCCCCGGUUCCGCGUCUGGUUCAACUUCACCGUGGAGAAUGUCCGAGAGACACAGAGGGUAAUUUUCAAUGUGGUUAACUUCUCCAAGACCAAGAGCCUCUACAGAGAUGGCAUGUCUCCUGUUGUCAAGUCCACCAGCAGGCCCAAAUGGCAAAGACUUCCAGCCAAAAAUGUGUACUACUACCGCUGUCCGGACCACCGGCGCAACUAUGUAAUGUCGUUUGCCUUCUGCUUUGACCGAGAGGACGACGUGUACCAGUUCGCCUACUGCUACCCUUACACCUACUCCAGACUGCAGCACUACCUCGCCAGCCUGGAGCGCAGGAACCUUCCCUACCUGCGGAGGGAGCAGCUGGGGCUCAGUGUGCAACAACGGCAGCUGGACCUGUUAACCAUCACCAAUUGUGGUAACCUCCCAGAGGGAACGGAGAAGAAGCUCGUUUUCCUGACGGCUCGCGUUCACCCUGGAGAGUCUCCUGCCUCGUUUGUCUGUCAAGGUUUGAUUGACUUCCUGGUGAGCCAGCAUCCUGUAGCUCAGCUCCUAAGAGAUUAUGUGAUCUUCAAAAUCGUCCCCAUGCUGAAUCCUGACGGAGUGUAUCUGGGCAACUACAGGUGUUCACUAAUGGGCUUUGACCUCAAUCGCCACUGGCAGGACCCCUCUCCAUGGGCACACCCCACACUACACGCUGUCAAACAACUCAUAGUGCAGAUGAGCCAAGACCCGAGUGUUAGCUUGGAGUUCUACAUCGACGUCCACGCUCACUCCACCAUGUUGAACGGCUUCAUGUACGGCAACGUGUUUGAAGACGAGGAACGCGUCCAGCGACAGGCCGUCUUCCCCAGGCUGCUGUGCCACAAUGCGCACGACUUCUCCUUUUCCAGCACGUCCUUUAAUCGUGACGUUGUGAAGGCCGGCACUGGCAGACGUUUCCUCGGCGGUCUCCUUGACGACACGUCCUACUGCUACACUCUGGAGGUGUCUUUUUACAGCUACAUGACCUCUGGCAGCACGGCUCCCGUGGCCUACACCGAGGAGACGUACAUGAGGCUGGGCAUGAAUGUAGCUCGGACCUUCCUGGAUUACUACAAACUCAAUAACCUCAUCAAAGACAGUGUGCUAAGUCACCUUCAAAGUUCUGAAGUGACGUCUCAGUCUGACAGCAAAGGGGUGGACACAGAGAAGGAAAGGAGCCAGCAUGUCAGGCACUAGAUGGACACAGAA
This is a messenger RNA of Phycodurus eques (leafy seadragon), 1494 nucleotides long. It is a transcript of the gene agbl4, whose product is annotated as AGBL carboxypeptidase 4. Lineage: Eukaryota; Metazoa; Chordata; Actinopteri; Syngnathiformes; Syngnathidae. Gene Ontology annotation, biological process: proteolysis. Gene Ontology annotation, molecular function: zinc ion binding; metallocarboxypeptidase activity. The coding region runs from base 34 to 1482 and encodes 482 amino acids. The transcript is spliced from 14 exons. The record is from RefSeq and is a predicted model, not a curated record.